Durio zibethinus is the source of this 1236-nucleotide messenger RNA. The record is from RefSeq and is a predicted model, not a curated record. Lineage: Eukaryota; Viridiplantae; Streptophyta; Magnoliopsida; Malvales; Malvaceae.
UCGACGGUUUGAGAACAGCCGUCAUCGACUUUGAGUCUUCUUCUUCACUGCAAUAAAAAAAAAAGUAUGAACGCUAUGCCUGAUGGAAAUGAAUCAACGAGAGACGUUAAAACUUUAAUCUCAUUUUACUCCAACUAUCUAUGGAAUCAACUCUCCACUUUGUUUCCUUCUUCGCCUUCCAAUUUUCUCGAGAAAAUCUCAAAUUUGUCUCGCCAAACCGCUCUUCCUAUCUCAACAAAACGUAGGGCUGGUCUUCCUCUCCCAUUGCCUGCCAACUUAUUCAACUCCACUCCGAUCAAGCCAGAAGCAUCCAGAGUUUAUGAAGUUCUAAAUGAUAUAAUGGAUCGCUCCAUUUUAAAUUUGCAUAAAAUUCAAAAUAAUUUGCAAUUUUGGCAGUCUAGAGCUGAGGGAUCUAAUGCUAGGAAAGCUUACUUCAUGAUUUUUGAGAGAGGGCCACGAGCUUUUGUUAAUGGAACGGUUCAACUCAUGCGUGAAAGUGUUACUAACGGUUUGGCAAUGCAUCAUCUUUCUCAAUCUGCUUCUGCCUAUAUCUCUGAAAGAAUAGCUGUCUUAUCUGCCUUAAAGUGUUCGCUUGCUAUUUUUUUGGCUGAGUUUUAUGUGGAAAUUGACAAAUGUGGAGAGGAGUUAGUACAAGAUCCAAAGAAAUCAUUUUCCUCACUAAUGGUCAUUCUUAGUGGUUUAUUUUCUAAGUUGGAGGCAUCAAUUGGACAUUUUCAUGCACAGCAUCAGAGCAAUUUAUCUGUUCAUGGAACCUAUUCAUUUCCCCUACAAUUUGAGAAAUUACCAGAAAUCAAUCAAGAAGAGUCUCAAUGGACAGAUCGUGAAAUUAUUGAUGCUAUCAACUUGGUUUAUAAGAAUCUACAAGAACUGGACUUUUUUUUAGCUCUAAUGGUAGCUAAACAUAAAAAACCAAGAAAAGUAACUCGCUAUUGGAUCCGGUAUACAUGUGGUGUAGUUGGCCUUUCAGUUUGUUCUUUCUGGCUCCUACAGCAUAGUCGUCUUAUGGGAAGUUCUGACAUUGACAAUUGGAUUCGUGAAGCAAGGGAGUCUACAGUUAGCUUCUUUAAUGACCAUGUUGAGCAACCGCUUCUGUCAAUAAGAGAUGAACUUUUGGAUACAUUCAAGAAGAGGCAGAAAGGUGUAAUGGAUAUGGAGGAAGUGCAUUUGACUUCUAAUUCUCUCCACAUGUUAAAUUUUCUUCCUAUCGUUUAUUGA